This is a messenger RNA of Physeter macrocephalus (sperm whale), 1279 nucleotides long. It is a transcript of the gene SUDS3, whose product is annotated as SDS3 homolog, SIN3A corepressor complex component. The record is from RefSeq and is a predicted model, not a curated record. The transcript is spliced from 14 exons. NCBI's taxonomy places the organism in Eukaryota, Metazoa, Chordata, Mammalia, Artiodactyla, Physeteridae. The coding region runs from base 161 to 1264 and encodes 367 amino acids. Gene Ontology annotation, cellular component: Sin3-type complex. Gene Ontology annotation, biological process: negative regulation of transcription by RNA polymerase II. Gene Ontology annotation, molecular function: histone deacetylase binding.
GAGCGCGCGGGGCGGAGUUUGGCGAAGACAGGGAAGCGGUAGCCGCGGCUCCGGCUCUUCGAGUCGGCGGCUACCUCGGGCGCUGUUACGCGGACGUGGAGUCCGCAGGGCCGGUGGCCGCGGAUCCCGGGUGGCACGCUCAGCUGCGGGCAGAGGCGACAUGAGUGCUGCGGGGCUGUUAGCUCCAGCUCCGGCCCCGGCUGGAGCGCCGCCGGCUCCGGAGUACUACCCCGAGGAGGACGAAGAGCUGGAGAGCGCCGAGGACGAUGAGCGCAGCUGCCGAGGCCGCGAGUCGGACGAAGACACUGAGGAUGCUAGCGAAACUGACCUGGCAAAGCAUGAUGAAGAAGACUAUGUAGAAAUGAAGGAACAGAUGUAUCAGGAUAAACUGGCUUCUCUCAAGAGACAGUUGCAACAACUGCAAGAAGGUACAUUACAGGAAUAUCAGAAGAGGAUGAAAAAACUAGAUCAGCAGUACAAAGAGAGGAUACGAAACGCAGAACUCUUCCUCCAGCUGGAAACUGAACAAGUGGAAAGAAAUUACAUCAAAGAAAAGAAGGCGGCAGUGAAGGAAUUUGAAGACAAGAAGGUUGAGCUGAAAGAGAACCUGAUUGCCGAGCUAGAAGAAAAGAAGAAAAUGAUUGAAAAUGAAAAGCUAACGAUGGAACUGACUGGAGAUUCUAUGGAAGUGAAACCCAUCAUGACCAGAAAGUUGCGGAGGCGACCAAAUGAUCCUGUCCCCAUCCCAGACAAGAGGCGAAAACCUGCUCCUGCCCAGCUAAACUAUUUGUUAACAGAUGAACAGAUCAUGGAGGAUCUGAGAACGUUAAAUAAGCUGAAGUCACCCAAGAGACCAGCAUCCCCAUCCUCUCCCGAACACUUGCCCGCCACACCUGCAGAGUCUCCAGCCCAGAGGUUUGAAGCUCGGAUAGAAGAUGGCAAACUGUACUAUGAUAAAAGAUGGUACCACAAGAGCCAGGCCAUCUAUCUGGAGUCAAAGGACAACCAGAAAUUGAGUUGUGUGAUCAGCUCUGUCGGAGCCAAUGAGAUCUGGGUGAGGAAGACAAGUGACAGCACCAAGAUGAGGAUUUACUUGGGCCAGCUUCAGCGCGGGCUCUUCGUGAUCCGCCGGAGGGAAUGUGAACAGUAUCUCCAAAUUGACCCCAAAGGUUCUGAGUCACGACAGCUUGAAAGUGUCAGGAUUGCCGACAGACACUCUGCCUUCUUCCCUCCUGGCGAUCUCCAGCGGCAGGCCAUCCUCUAAUUCCCAUUUUGCAGA